Messenger RNA from Ochlerotatus camptorhynchus, 4076 nucleotides. Its product is annotated as myosin heavy chain, non-muscle. The transcript is spliced from 6 exons. Bases 344 to 3859 code for a protein of 1171 amino acids. The record is from RefSeq and is a predicted model, not a curated record. Lineage: Eukaryota; Metazoa; Arthropoda; Insecta; Diptera; Culicidae.
CCUACGUUGCCGGUCCAAAAAUAGCUCAGUCGUCGCGAUUGCUCAAAUACGAAAACAUCGGGUGGGAAAAUCACUAGCAGAGUUUUCCUUAUUAUUUUGCAGUACCUACAUAUCGAAUCGAGUGCGUUUUUUUUCCUUUAAUUUCUCAACUCGCUUAUUUUCCUACCUACCGUUUGAAGUCCGAAAGGACGAAACCGUGCGCGUGUAAUUUCGCAAUGGUUUAAUAAUUGUUCCGGGAAAAGUUUGACUCAACGACCGCGGGAAAGCGAAUAAAUAUUGGUCAACUGCAGCAGUAGUGCGAAGGGUGAUUAAUUUUCCGAGCGGAUAAAAGGGGCCAGGAAAAAUGGGCAGUUUUCAGUCGACCCAUGGUCGCGAAAGUCGGGAAGACGAGUCGCGGCCUGUGGAUGAUGGUGGGGGUGGAGGUGCGGUGACAGGGCAAGAACAUGACACCGAUGUUGGUAGCAGCAGUUCGGGUACGAUUGUGGAUGAAAGUUGUGCAAUCGUAGGUAAUAAAUCAGAAGAACAUACGAUAAAUAACGAAACUCGCUCUGGAAGCCUCGAGGGCAGUGAAGAUGAUCCGGAUGGAUUCGAAUCGUGCGAUGGAGGGGAAACAUGUCGAGAGUUGGCUGAGUUCCGCGAGGAACUGGGCAUAAAACGUGAACUGCGAAAAUCGAAAAUGGCGGAUAUCAAACAGGAGAUGGAACAGCUGAGGAAGGGUUUGGCCGAGGAGCGAGCCAAGAACCGCGCUCUCAUACGCUACAUCCAGCAAAGCCAGGAUCAAACAAAGGAAGCACCGGAGAUCACACCAAGCGGCAAUGAGGAAAUUGCGGUAGUUGUAAGCGAUCGCGUGGAAACGUGUCACAACGACUGUGAAAAUCACUCAGAACAAAGCAAUUCUAGUCCCAGCGAUACAACCACAUCAAACGGCGAUGAUCUGCGUCUUGCUUUGAGGUGUGAUCUGGCUGAAUCACAGCUGCAGCUUCAGCAGGCAAACGGUGAGAUCCUGUCGCUUCAGUCCGUCAUCGACCAGCUGCGAACGCAGAUUCAAUCCCUCCAGACGCCGUCCGAAGAGGAGGAAGCUGCUCAACAGGCCCGAAACAAAGAGUUCCGCCAUCUUAAGGCGGAACUGGCCGAAGUGCAGUUCCAGUUGCAAAUUACGAACGCUGAAGUUUUGGCGCUCCAGAGUGAGGUCAGCCAGUUGAAGAAUCAAGUCAAGGGACUGAAAGACGUGAUCAAAGCCGGCAAAGAGAUCAUCCACAUCAGGGAGGACCAAGUAGAGCAGCUUAAGGCGAAAUUGCGCCAGAUCGAGGACUCUCUGCACGAGCGGGAGAUGCAAAUUAUGUCCGCCGAUCUACGCCGCGAGUACGAACGACAAAUGUCCAACAUCCGCAAUCUUCGCGAACUGUACGAGGAACGGGAACGUGUCUCCCGGAUGGAGCGUGACAAUCUGCUGCGACAGCUGGAGCUGCGCAAGAAUGACCUGGAAGCCGAGCAGGAAAAGAACAAAAAUCACGAAUCACACGUCGCCAGCCUGCAGGCGGACUUGGAAACAAUGAAAAACGAGCUGAUUCAGACGCAGGAAAAACUAAGCCAAUCCGCGGUGGAAUCGCGACAGCUGCAAGCCGAAAUGACCGUUGUAAAUCAAUUCAUAUCGAAAUUCCUACUGGGAAUGAACCGCAAGCAGACGGCCGGCAGUGUCAAGCUGGACAAGCUGGCCGAAGUGCUGCAGGAGAACCGGGGGCUGCUAAUCGAAAUGACCAAGGAGGAAUCGGAAACGAUCGAUCUGGGGGCAUUCCUUCCGCGGGCUCUCUACGAUCUGGUAGCCGAAGUGGACGAAGAAAACCCCGACGCCAACGAAAGCGAGACUUCCACGGAAGACGGCGCACUCACACAGGUGCAGAAUGCUUCGCCGGAACAGAUCGCUGACAAGCUGCCAAAAGUGUGGCGGGUGCUGAUUGAGCUGGUGAAUCACCACGAACGAGUGCCGCAAGUUCCGUUUGUGGAAAAUGGCGAAAGUGAAGAUUGCUUCAAGACGGAGAUGACGAAAAAUGGAUCGAAAACGGUAGUUAGCGUUAGCAAGACGUAUCUCAAGUUGAAGGACCUGAUCUUGGAGAAGAAAGCCCUCAAAAAAGAAACGAACCGCAUGAAGACUCUGAACGUCCACCUGGAGCGUCGUUUGGAAACGCAGGAAAAGCGCCUCAGUGCUGUAAGUUUGGAGUUGACCAAAACGUGGCACCUGGUUGGCAAGAUGCAGCGCCAACACCGUCAACUGCACACACAGGAGCAAAUCCUACGCUACCACCUGCAACAGAAACGACGUCUGCUGUGCGAGCUGAAGGAAGAGUUGGAGUACUGUCGGCUAAAGUGGAGUGCCGCCCGGCAGAAGAACAUCGAGUCCGAAGAUCAGUGGAAGAUACUGAAGGCAGACUUCGUUGCCCGCAAGAAGCAGGAUUCGUUGAACAAUUCCGGCGAGAGUGGAUACAGUGAUGAGCAACCGACGGACGACGAAGACGAGGACUAUUUGCGCAAGGGUAAGCCAUCGAAGGAACACCUGACCCGGAUGGUUAAUCUGGAACGGUUCCGAAGUGCUUCGCUGACGAAUGUUCUUCAGGUGGCACUGGAGUUGAGAAGGUGUCACAGCGAAUCCGAUAUGAAAUCGCUGAAUAAUGUCGAACGAACCAAUCAGUUCUGUAAUGAGAAGAUUGAAGAUUUGCCGAUAUUUCCGGAGGAGGAGUUGGACUGUUCGGUGAAGAAGAAAGUCAAGAAAUCGAAGAAGAAAAAAGCGAAAAAAGGUGGAGCGGAAACAGCGGAGGACAUGUUUAGGAGACUGGCUGGGUUAGAACAGGAUAGCAAUGUGGAUGAAGAUGAAGAUGAAGAGACGGAUGAUGAGAUCAGUGAGGAUUCGGAGUGUUCGGAAAUUGAAAAAAUCGAACAGCGAGAGUCAAGUCCAGUGGAGGAAAUGGCGAAGGAGCCGGAGUUGAGCAGUGAGGAACUGUUCAACAUGAAACGAGAAGCUCGGUUGAAACGGAUGGCUGAGUUGAACUCCAGAUUGGACAAUUACUCAAAUCCGAGUGCUUCGAAAGACUCCGAAAGUGGUGUUAGCGAAGUAGAUCAAGUAGACGCAGGUCCGUCCAAUGUGUUUACUACCACCGAAGAAGAUUAUCUACAGAGAAGAUCUGCCCGGCUAGAGCGGUUGGAGAGGGAAGCUAGGGAAUUCAGAAACAAACUGUCACGAACCGUGAAUCGGGGUAGUGAGAUUGCUGCUCAGAUCGAUGAAAUUCACAGCGGAUUCAUAGCUAGGCAAUCAGAAUCGCCAAUACCUGGUAGUUCGUCGGAGAACAGGUCGACAACGCCAAUGGCGGUUGAAAUACCCGCUGCAGAUCUAGCAGUUCUUACGGAUCGAGAACGUGAAUUCACUCAGAAUAGAUCCGACCGUCUUCAGUCACUGGAACACCAAAGCCAAUCCCUACUGCAACAGAUGAAUCGAACGUUGAAGAAGGGUUCCAGACUUACGACGCAACUUGAUAUGCUGCACUCUCGUCAUAGCAGUAGCGAGCAGAGAAGUCAUCCAAACGAUUCUAAUUCAAGCGCCGAAGUUGCCGAAGGUAACCAACGUGAACCGUCUUCUUGCAGUCCUAGUCAGAACAUUGAACAGAACCUGCUACCAGAACCGGAACCGAUCGACACGGUCCUACUGGAAAACUCAAUCGUCAUACCUCCGAAUGGUCCGAUCGAGCUGAUUCUAGUCUCGGACGAAGAAAUUCUGGAAGAAGUUGACGAAUUGUUGCCCACACCUAGCAAUGCUACCUCAACGCAGCAAGGGCAGGAUGAAGACAACGAACGAAACGGCCAACCGUAACUUCGAAGUCCUGAUUAUUCUUAUGAUUAAUAAUGUUACUUAUUAAAAGCACCCUAUCGAAAAAAAAAAAGACAAUUCCACCAGAAUGUCGUCAGUUUUAGAUAGACCGUAAUAGUUAUUCUCACUUUGUACCAGUGUCGAAACUGCUUCUGUGUUAAAACUGUAUUUCUCAUGUGUACUAGAAAGAGUAAAAUAAAUGAUUAAAGCAAACAUCCUA